This is a messenger RNA of Amphibalanus amphitrite, 5754 nucleotides long. Its product is annotated as peripheral-type benzodiazepine receptor-associated protein 1-like. Gene Ontology annotation, molecular function: protein binding. Gene Ontology annotation, biological process: neuromuscular synaptic transmission. The record is from RefSeq and is a predicted model, not a curated record. The transcript has 23 exons. The coding region runs from base 66 to 4451 and encodes 1461 amino acids. NCBI's taxonomy places the organism in Eukaryota, Metazoa, Arthropoda, Thecostraca, Balanomorpha, Balanidae.
UUCUGCACGCUCCCCCAUGGGAGACAGAAGACGACAGCUGUGAUCCUGGGCAUGGACCUACCGCAAUGGAGGUAGAAGCGGUUCGCGGAAAGAACGCAUCCCUCGAGUCCGUCCUGAAGCAAAUGCGCGAUGUGGCGGAGCGUAAAAAGGAGCUGGAGCGUCAGCAGCGGGAGGUGCAGGACCGGCUGAAGGAGAGGGAGGCAGCCCUGCUGCAGUCCUCGGCCGGGGACCGACAGGCCAGCGCAGACGCCGUGCAGGCGCUAAAGAGCACGCUCCGGGAACUGGAGAAGAAGGCAGAAGUGCAGUCGCUGCGCCAUGAAGAGCUCGUGCUGGAAAUGGCCGCCAUCAAGAAACAGAGCAAGACGAAGAACUGGAUAGACGCCAGUCCCGAGGGCACCGUCACACCAGACUCGUUCCUGCUGUUCAACGGCAGCACGGCACGCUCCAGCCCGCUGGGAACGGCCGUCACCCCCGCCAGUCUGGAGGGGCUCAACGACCCCCCGCCGGCCGCCGAGUGGACCGGUCGGCCGAGCGACAUCCAGCUGACGGCGCCGCCCUCCAGCCGCUCGCCGGCCUGCUCCGUCGCAACCACCAUAGACCUCGACGGCAUCAUGGCCAAAAUCGAGAACGACAACAAGAUACUGGCCGAGCUCGACAAAAACCGCUCCAACAUCGGCCUGAGCACCAGUUCUUCAAUAGCUGCCACUAGCAAAUUCAACUCCACGAUUCCGACGACUUUCUCGACCUCGCGGGGAGUGUCUAUCGGCGGAGCCAGGCCGUUGAACCGUGUGGGGACGACUCUGGGCCAAGUGACGGGUCAGCUGACAGCCAGCCACCCCUCCGCCAUCCCCAGUCAGCCGGGGCUGAGCAGCCAGCCGGGACUGAGCAGUCAGCCCGGACCGGCCGGUCAGUCCGGGGUGCACAACCACUCCGGGCUCCACCAGCCGGGCGCUCUCAGUCAGGCCGGCCUGGCCGCCCCGACAGUGCUGUCUGGGCAGCCGGGAGUGCUCCCCGCCGCGCCGGCGGUCCCCACGCAGUCUGUGCUGCUGAACAGUGUCGGAGUGCCGGGUCACAGCGGAGUGACGGCCGCCGGCGGACCGCUGCUGGGCGGCCACUCGGUGCUGCCGGCUCUCCCCGCCGUCAGUCAGCCCCCGCUGCUCAGCCAGCCGGCGCUGCUGCGGACACACAUCAGCCAGCAGCCCAGCCUGCUGACGGCGCACAUCAGCCGGCCGCUGACGUCCGCCGCGCCAGCGACCGGCACCCUGCUCCAGGGGCGGCCCGGAGCCGGGCUGUCGGCGCUCCACCCGACCGGUCGACUGGACGGCGUAAACGGCGCACCGACCGCCACUCUGCUGGGCACAAACGCGGCGCACCUGGCUGCCAGCGCGGCAACCGUGGCGCAGCACCCAGCCGCGCUGCCGACGUCCAUCAUCGAUGUGCUGGAGGUGCCGGGCAAGGGCAAAUGUCAGGUGCACGUGGCCAGGUUCUCCUACGACCCGUUCCAGCACUCGCCGAACGAGGCGCCCGAGCUGGAGCUGCGCCUCAAGGCCGGCGACGCCGUACUCGUCUGGGGCAGUAUGGACGAGGACGGUUUCCUGGACGGGGAGACGCUGGACGGCCGGCGCGGCCUAGUGCCCUCCAACUACGUCACCAAACUGGUGGGCGCCGACCUGCUGGCCUUCCACCGCCGGCUCACAGAGCAGCUGGCCGGCAGGACGGCCGCCGACGCCGCCAGCAGCGCCAAACGCGCCGCAGCAGCGCUCAGGAGGGCCGAGGAGCGCGGCGGCGAGGAGGCGGCGCUGCGACACCGGCUGGCUCAGAGGCGCCAGUCGGACCACGGCCGCCGGUCGGCGCGCGCCGUCCCAGAGCUGAGGAGGGCCCAGUCGUUCCGCUACGAGCGCGCCUCGGACGGCCCGCUGGCCUCCGCCGCCGAUGACUCGCGGGUGGGCGGACAGCCGCACGUCGGCUUCGACCUUGACCCGGGCGUGCUGAGUGACGAGGCGGAGCGCGACUUCCGCGUGGACCCGACACUGCCGGCUGUGCCGGCGCCCCGUCAGCUGACGCUGGAGCGGCAGCUGCACAAGUCCGUGCUGCUCGGAUGGACCCCGGCCGACUCCGGGUCAGGAGGGUCCGGAGAGGUCAUCGAAUGCUACCACGUGUUCGUGGACGGCCUGCUGCGGUGCACGGUCAGCGCCGGCGAACAGUGCCGCGCCCUCCUCGAGGGCGUCGACCUGACCCGGCGGCACCGUCUGACGGUGCGCUCCGUCACGCCGGACGGGCGCACCUCGGCGGCAGCCGCAUGCACGCUGGUCAUCGGCCGUGACGUGGCGCCGGCGCCGACGGCCGUGCGCGCCACGCACGUCACGGCCACGUCGGCCAUCAUCGGCUGGCUGCCCAGCAACAGCAACUGCCACCACACGGUGUGCGUGAACCGGGUGGAGGUGCGCACCGUGGCGCCGGGCGUGCACCGGCACACCAUCACAGGUCUGUCACCGAACACGGUGUACCGUGUGACGGUGAAGGUGAAGAACAUGGUGCCCCACCACCUGAGUAACGGCGACAUCAACUACAGGCAGCGACUGGAGACGCACAUCGAGUUCAGGACGCUGGCCAAAGGUGUUCCGGAGCCUCCGGUCGGAGUCCAGGUCGAGAUGGGCCCCCAGGAGGGCUGCAUUCUGGUCACCUGGCUGCCAGUGACCAUCAGUGCCAGCUCGGGCACCAGUAACGGCCUGCCCGUUACCGGGUACGCCGUGUACGCCGACGGACAAAAGGUCACCGAGCUCAACUCGCCCACAGGUGAUCACGCCGUCGUUGAUCUGAAGAUCAUUCGAGGCUUCCAGCCGCGUCAGGUGACGGUGCGCACCAAGUCACGUGACCUGGUGUCAGCUGACUCGGUGCCGUGUCUCAUCCCACAUGCAGCCAACGGAAGGGUGCCCGGUGCCAGUACCCUGAGGAGUCGCUCCUUGGACCGGGACAUCAUACCGCCCCUGGGUCAAUCGACCGGCCAGCGUCAGCAAAGGGUACUCGAUACGGAGAACGACUUCAGCGACAGGGAGGCAGAGUUCGACAAGUUCGCCUCCUACAAAGGUUACGGUGACGAUCUCAGCAGUCGACACCACACGUUCAACGGGCCGGGCGGGCGGGACCACCAUUACGACAUCCACGCCCCGUGGAGUGACGAGCGGCGCUCGGCGGGGGUGCUACGGACCCCGGCGGGACCGGCCUCCCACCAGCACGGCCCGACCCACCACCGGGCCGAGCCCGGCCCGGAGACCGGCUACGGCCGCGACGGGCGGCUCCGGUCCAACGGCACAGCAGGUCCCCUGCGGAGCGGCGGCGGCGCGGAGCGACACGCCGCCCCCCGGGAGCAGCGGAUGCGGGUGUUCGUGGCCCUGUUCGACUACGACCCGGUCAACAUGUCGCCCAACGUGGACAGCCACCACGACGAGCUGGCUUUCCGAGAGGGCCAGCUCAUCAAGGUGUACGGUGACAAGGACGCUGACGGCUUCUACUGGGGCGAGGCGUCCGGCCGGGCCGGUUACGUGCCCUGUAACAUGGUGACCGAGGUGCAGCUGGGUGAGGAGAGGACCGCCGCCGCGUCCCACGGACACCACCCGACCAGGGACGAGGACGCGUACGGAUAUCGUCAGUCAGGAUCUCGUCCUCCCCGGGUCCCUCCGAGGCAAUGGGACGACCGAAGGGAGCAAGGAAGAAACUGGGACGAUAGGAGGGACCAGGGAAGAAACUGGGACGAUAGGAGAGAUCAAGGAAGAAAUUGGGACGAUCGCAGAGAACAGGGAAGAAAUUGGGACGAUCGCAGAGACCAAGGAAGAAACUGGGACGACCGCAGAGAUCAGAGCAGGAGCUGGGACGACCGGAGGGAGGGCGGCCGCCACUACGACGACAGAAGGGAGGCGGGUCGGCACUGGGACGACCGCCGGGAGUCGGCUCACCCCCGUCACUGGGACGAGGGCCGAGGGGGCGGCGAGGCGCGCCACUGGGACGGCCCACCGUCGGGCGCCGCGGCCGUCCGCCAGCGCAGGUCAUGGGACGACGGAGCCACUCCGUCCGGACCCGUGCGCCGCAUGGUGGCGCUCUACGACUACGACCCGCGCCACCUGUCACCCAAUGUGGACGCGGAGAUGGAGCUGUCGUUUUGCACGGGGGACAUCAUCCAGGUGUACGGCGACAUGGACGAUGACGGCUUCUACAUCGGCGAGAUCGGAGGCGUGCGGGGACUGGUGCCCUCCAAUUUCCUCACCGACGCUCCGCCGCAGGGUCCGGGCCAGGAUCGUCGGGCGGUCUCGGGCGGGGCCUCACCGGGUCCCGGCCAGCUGGGUCCGCCCCUGCCUCCCAGGCACAGAGGCGACUCCAGGGACCGCCGGAAAGAUGACGGCAGCUCCGGAGCCAGAGGUCAGGACGCCGACAGUCGCCAGCCACGCCGCUGGUAGUUGACAGACUCAAUGUCCGUUCAACCCUCGCCGUUCUAAGCGACGAGGACUUGUGCGACUACCGCGCUGACGCCGGAGAUCGAGCGGCGCACACCGCAGCAGCCCGUGCUGGGUGGGCGCUACUUCAGAGCCAGCUCACUGGGCUCUGCGGGACCGGAGGGGGACGAGCGGGGAUGACGGUGGUCGGGUGCCGGUCAGUGGUGACGGGAGGGGGGCCAGCAGUGGUGAUCACCAGACCCAACACCAGGGGCACCACUGGUGAUACCAACGGUGGCUGGGUGAGGUUCUGCACUGACGGGAACGAAUCAGGCGCCGUCACAUUUACAUAAAACGGUCAUCGGUCAGGGUGCCAAGGACUGGCGUAGCAAUUAACCAUCGAAUCCAGAAAUGAGUGAAAGUGGGUUAGAAGACGCUGGAAUGGAGCGAUGACGUGACGUUGAUGAUUCUGUAUAUUACAGCGCAGUGCGUGGACGAGUGGAGCUGAAUGCAUUAUAGCGGGUACGGCCACUUUCGAUAUUGUGCAUAUUUUUGUCAUUUAUUGCCUUCUCUUUAAUGUUGUCAUCUCAUCGCCAUUUUGUCAUUGAGUGCACGGUUAUAUGGCUGGUACGCCAUAGCGCGACGUUCGACUGUUUCCCGUUACCGGCCGUUAUAGCCGACACUUCUGACGGCUCAGCAGCUCCCCUGUGAUCAGCUGUCAGCAGUCAGCACAGCUCAGCUGUCAGCGCAGCUCAGCACUCAGCAUCCUCAGCUGUGGAGCUCAGACGCUGCGCCCGGACCGCGCUAUUUCCCCGUCAGGGACAAUCGCUCAUUCUCAGAGGUGGUCCCUCGCCGGGCACUGGGUCCCGAUCGGGCGACAGGCGUCCUCCCGGCCGCUGCCGGUCCGCCGCUGGGACAGUACAGGGUACAUCUGGGUGUCACUCGCCUCUCGUGUGGCCGGGGAGCUCCUGCACCCCCGGCGCGGGCCAUCUUUUCUCUCUCUGGACACUCGCUCCGACAGAGCACUCCUGCGGCGGUCAGCGCGCGCUCCGUUUGCCGGUACCGUUCGUGCCAAGCGCCGCUCCCAGCCAGGGGUGCUCUGCGUUCACCGAGGGUGGUUUUGUGAUAAUGGCUGGUGAUCAGUCGGUGCCGCCGCGGCCCCGGCCGCCUGCAGCUCCCUGGUGCUCAGUCAGUUUGUUUCUCGACGUGUCAGUCAUUUGGGCAGUGUGCGUGGUUGAAGGCCCGUCGAUAUUGUUACUCCUUUAUUUGUGUGUAAUGCGUCAAAAAUAUAAUACAAUGGUGGACGAGUUUGAUAGCUUACCCUGGC